AUGACGCCCGCACUCCCUGCCGCCUCGGCUUACCCCUCCUUACGGCUCCCUGCAGACGCGACGGCCCUGACCAAGAACGUGCCCAACUACCCCGGCAACGGCGGCCACAUCAUCACGGGGCCCACUGCCGUGUGCGGCGCACAGCCCGGGGAUGUCCUCAAGAUCGAGAUCCUAAGCCUGUCCCCCCGCAAGAACCCGCUCACCGGCAAGGCCUACGGCGUCAACGGCCAGAACGGACCGUACAUCCCGCUCAACACCAAGAACGCGGACGGCACCAACGCCACCACCGCGGGCAGCUCCAUCGUCUACGAGGUCGACUACGACGAGUACGGCGGCUGGGGCUACCCUGUCUACGGCUUCUUCAGCGCUCCCAUCAUCCCCCCCGACAACGGCACUAACACGGCAGGAGCCAUCACGCCGCACAAGGUCAACUACGGCAUCAAGACGAGCGCCGACUCGACCGGCUUCGACCCGGUGACGUACCCGCCCGGCUUCCAGUCCACGCUCAACAGCAGCACCGACCUGCAGUACAUGAACGCCUCCUUCCAGUACCGCAUCCCUCUCAGACCCUUCCUCGGCACCAUUGGCGUGACCCCGUCCAACGCGGCCAACUACAUCAACGGCGCGCCCAAUGGCACGCUGGGCGCGGCUACCACCGCGCCAUCCCGCUUCGGUGGCAACAUGGACAACUGGCGCGUCGGCGCGGGGUCCACGCUGUACGUGCGCGUGGAGGUGCCCGGUGCCAACUUCUUCUUCGGUGACUGCCACACGGCGCAGGGCGACUCGGAGAUCUCGGGGACGGCCAUCGAGACGUCGCUGACGGCGGUGUACCGCCUCACCACGCUGCCCGCCGCCACGCUGCCGGCCGCCCUGCAGAACUUGAGCUUCCCCAUCCUGGAGACCGCCGAUGCGAUCGACAUUCAGGGCUUUGCGUUAAACAACUAUCUGGACGAGCUGCCGGUGCCGUCCCAGAUCGCGACGGCGGGCGGCCGCAGCGUUGACGCGGCGCUGGCGCACGCGUACCAGAACGUGCGCGACUUCCUCGUCAAGGGAUUCGCCAUGCAGGAGCGCGAGGCGCUGUCACUCAUCAGCACCGGGGUGGACUUCGGCGUCACCCAGGUGGUGGACAGCAACUUCGGCGUGCACGCCAACCUGCGCAAGUCCAUCUUCAGCGCCAAGCCCGCCACCACGCCCGCCGGCCUCUUCACCGGGCCCGCCUCCCGCAAGCUCAAGGGACAGGGCGGCGAGGUGGAGGAGGAGGCCAUGGACCUGCUCAGCCUCCUGAAGCGGUUCGAGGCCAAAAAGUAG
Molecule: messenger RNA, 1308 nt
Organism: Klebsormidium nitens
Lineage: Eukaryota; Viridiplantae; Streptophyta; Klebsormidiophyceae; Klebsormidiales; Klebsormidiaceae
Source: the annotation of a GenBank genome assembly